Harmonia axyridis is the source of this 2751-nucleotide messenger RNA. Its product is annotated as membrane metallo-endopeptidase-like 1. NCBI's taxonomy places the organism in Eukaryota, Metazoa, Arthropoda, Insecta, Coleoptera, Coccinellidae. Gene Ontology annotation, cellular component: plasma membrane. Gene Ontology annotation, biological process: protein processing. The transcript is spliced from 10 exons. Gene Ontology annotation, molecular function: metalloendopeptidase activity. The record is from RefSeq and is a predicted model, not a curated record. Bases 247 to 2433 code for a protein of 728 amino acids.
AUACCGACCUCAGAGCCAAUCGGUCGGAAAACGUUUUCUCUAAUCCGAACAAGGACUCGACCUUGAGGGCACCUCCGACGACAAGAACUACACAGCGUUCCUUCCUCAAUCUAUAACCAGGUGAUCUCCGGGUAAAAAUAAAUACGUUGCAAUUACGGUGGACCUCUACUGCGGAGAGGAGGCGUCGAGGAAGCCGCACGACUUGUUGGGCACACACAUUCUGCCAAGUGAUUUCGCGUUGGCACCAUGCCUGAUCCUGCAGCACGUGAGAAGGAGCAGUGUUGGAGGAGGAGGACGGGGUUGGAGAAGAAGCUGAUUUUCGGCGCCUCGGCUCUUGGUGUCUUCGCUCUUAUCCUGCUGUUGGUGUUCUACUUCCAGAAGUCGUGUGACGAGCCACAAGAAGAAUGCAACACCAAAAGCUGCGUGAAGGCAGCCGCCGAGAUUUUAGAGUUUGUGGACCUGAAGGCAGAUCCAUGCCACAACUUCUACAAGUUCGCCUGUGGCUCCUUCGUGAAGAAUGCCGUCAAAAAAGACAACCCUUCGCCAUGGGAGUCCACAAGGACCCUGUUCGAGAACGAGAUGAAAGCGCUCGUUGUAGAUCCCAUCAGUGUGAACGACACCAACACACACAUAUCGAUGAAGAAGUUCUACCGCGAAUGCAUGAACACCACCAAGAUAGAAGAUGAUGAAAAUGAGACCUUUAUGAACGCCUUGAACGAGCUUGGCGGUUGGCCUAUGAUCAAUGGUAGCGAUUGGAAAGGAUCAGAUUUCAAUUGGGCUGAAUGGUACAUUAAGGCUAAGAAGAUGGGUCUUCCUGCGCUUGGGCUGUUUCAUUUCACAAAAUUGAGUCCAGGUAUUCUACGGGUGGGUGGACCAAAUUUAGAGGUAGUGCACUAUAACUCCAAGAAAACAUUCCGCAAGCUGAUGAGAGGAAUAUCAGAAGCUUUCUCAGCAUCUGAGGACUCAGAUGAUUAUAACCAACUCUUUAAACUAGUAGAUACUUUUUAUGAUCACAGAUAUGAACUCCAUACGAUGUUCGAUGAUGAUGAUGAGCAUGAAAUUGACGAUGAUGAGGAACAAGAAGCAAAUGAUGAUGAUGAUGAUGAUGACGCAGAAGAGACUACGGAACCCAAAACUAUAGCUAAUUUAACUGAGAUAUGUCCAAACGUGCCUUGGUUACACAUUUUGAAUAACAUCUCAGGAAAUUCAUCGCAGUUUGACGAUUCAUCGAAAGUAUUUUAUAGCAAUAGUUUGAUGGAGAAAUACUGCUUGAAAUUGGACUCUUUGUUGAAGGAUGUGAAACCAGAAGUCUUCGCAAACUUCUACAUAUGGACCAUCAUCACCAAUGCACAUAAAUACAUGACGAAAGAUGUGAGAAGAGUAUAUGAAGAUAUUGAAUCAGAAGAAAGUGACCGAUUCCAAGUAUGCUACGAUUCAAUUGAUGAAAGUUUCAAGUAUGUGAAGGAAACUGUGUACAUCAGGAGGAAAACGUUUCCCAAAGUCAGAAAUGACCUUUUUGAGAUGAUUCGAAUCAUUAAGGAACUGUUCAUCGAAAGGCUGAAGAAAUGCGAUUGGAUGGACGAGACGUCAAGGGCUAAGGCUAUAAAGAAAGCGAAAGCUAUAGAACAUAUGGUUGGAGCAGACGAUUUCCUCUAUGACGUGGAGAAAUUCGAUAGAAUUUUGGGUUUCGAUAAUUUCAACUUCACCUCUGACAACAUCUUCAAGAUGUACAUGGAAUUACUCCUUAAACAAGACCAUACCUUCUUCGCAAAGCUUGAUGAGGAUGACGAAGAUGAUUGGCCAUCUUUCUUCGAUAAUGCCGUGGAAGUAAAUGCCUUCUUCCUUCCAUCUGCCAAUGCUAUGAUCAUUCCCGCACCAAUCCUAACAUCUAUCUUCUACAACUGGAAGUUCCCAGCUUUCAUGAAUUAUGGUGCCAUGGGCAGUACAGUUGGUCAUGAGUUGACUCAUGGUUUCACCCAAUCGUCACGGGAAUUUGAAGGUGAAGACUGGUGGACAAACACAACCGAGGAAAGAUAUACUAAGAAGAUAAAAUGUAUCAUUGAUGAAUAUGAGAGCAUACCUUUCAGGUAUAGGUUGAACGGGACCAUGACGUUAGAAGAAAACAUAGCAGAUUUUGUGGGUGCAGAUGUUGGAUAUGAAGCCUACAAAACAUGGGUCAAUAUACAUAGCCCUGAAAAGAAGCUAGCUGGUGUUCCACUUACUCCAGAACAGAUUUACUGGGUCCAGACAGCCACUAACUUCUGCUUUAGGAAAUUGGACGACAACUCUGUGGAUUACGAGGAGAAAGACGAACAUGGAAUACCAGCUUUUAGGGUCCAGGGGCCAGCUAGACACUCUUUACACUUCGCCGAAGCUUUCAACUGUCCCGUUGGUAGUUUUAUGAAUCCAAAGGAGAAGUGUGUUAUUCUUUGAUGGACGGCUGGUUGGAUUUGAAUGUGGAUUCUUAGAAUUGCCAUAUUUUUGUUAGAUUUCGUUUGACACUUGACAGAUACGUAUGUGAUUAUAUGUAAUGCCAUAUUGAAAUGGGAGUAAAUUUUGGAAAUUUGACCUCGAAUGAGUUGACAAAUUUUUAUUUUCUUAUUCUAGUGUAAUACAGAACUCAUUAUUUCGAAAACAUAACAAUUUUGAAUUCGUUUUGUCUGGCUAUGAUCACAAGGAAGAUUACAAUUUGUUUCAAUGUUUGUUUUACUUACAAUUGUUGCCAUUUAAUAAAAUAUUUUAUUUUAAUAA